Messenger RNA from Cryptococcus amylolentus CBS 6039, 1011 nucleotides. RefSeq lists its product as hypothetical. Gene Ontology annotation, biological process: transmembrane transport; metal ion transport. Lineage: Eukaryota; Fungi; Basidiomycota; Tremellomycetes; Tremellales; Cryptococcaceae. Gene Ontology annotation, molecular function: cobalt ion transmembrane transporter activity; cobalt ion binding; magnesium ion transmembrane transporter activity. The record is from RefSeq and is a predicted model, not a curated record. Gene Ontology annotation, cellular component: membrane. The coding region runs from base 1 to 1011 and encodes 336 amino acids. The transcript is spliced from 7 exons.
AUGGGUCUCGAAAGAACCCUGUUGAGGAAGACUGCAUCCAUUUGCAAUCUCGAGCCAGAUACCUUUUUAAACGCUCUGAAACGCUCCAAGCAUCGACUUCACCGGACGACAGUAGAGUUCCACUCUUCGUUUAUGUAUUUCCAGCUGCUCAUUCAACAACCCAAACUCUCCUCCGGUAAAGGCAACCAUCUGACCGAUCCCUUUCUCGACAUGGUUCAGGAUUCAUGGAUCCCACCUCAAUCACAAAAAGCCAGCGAAAAAGUGAAGGAUUCCAUAAAGAAGGCAAAAAGAGAGCGCUGGGAGAAAUGGGUCAAGGGGGAUGAGUGGAAGGAUAUUGUGAAUGUGGGAUUCAUGAGCGUGUUUGUCAUACCUUCUGUCAACAUGGUCUUUACUGUUUCUCUUCCUUACUAUGGGGACCCUGCAAGCAGACUAGCUAUCGACAUGAGCAAAGCCUCGAUACCGGAGCACGAUCAGAGACAGAUCUACAAGGAUUGUCGGCUUUUGGGAAUAAGUGCGAUCCAUAGAGUUGUAGGAUAUGCGUCCGGCUGCAUGCGUCAGAUCAACCAGCUGAUCUCACAAUGGGAGGGAGAUGUGGAUCAGAACUACACUACGUCUCGAGCCCGAGAUGUAAAGAAUCUAGUCCAUACCAUACUUAACUUCAAGCGAAGGCUGUUACCCCUCAAAAGCGUUCACCAAAAGGUGAUUGAUGGCGUUCGGCAACCCAGGAAUCUACCCCACCGCAAAGAAAUUGACACCGAUCUCGAGCUCGCUAUCGAAACCCUGGUCCAGAGCCAAGAACGAAUGUGCGAGGUUAUGGAGGACAUAGAGUUGGCUCUUGACAAGUGUCGGCACCUGGAAGAGUUCACAUUUGCAAUGAUCUCCACUAAUGCCAGUGAGGCAAUGGAGCGACUGGCCAUAGUGACUAUAGUCUUUCUGCCAUUGACUUUUAUUGCUUCCUACUUUUCCAUGGUAUUGCCAAGCAUCUACAUCGAGGGCGAACGACUGAUAUGA